Messenger RNA from Purpureocillium takamizusanense, 866 nucleotides. RefSeq lists its product as uncharacterized. Gene Ontology annotation, biological process: mitochondrion organization. NCBI's taxonomy places the organism in Eukaryota, Fungi, Ascomycota, Sordariomycetes, Hypocreales, Ophiocordycipitaceae. The record is from RefSeq and is a predicted model, not a curated record. Gene Ontology annotation, cellular component: nucleus; mitochondrion. The transcript is spliced from 2 exons. The coding region runs from base 143 to 589 and encodes 148 amino acids.
CCUCUGGCCUCUUCGUUUUCGCCUUCUCUCCCUCGCGAUAUCACCACCACCACCACAUUCGAAACCACGACACCCACUUUCUUCUCCUCCUCCUCCUCUUCUACCUCCGCCAUCAACAACAACCCCGCCAUCCGCAACCAUCAUGCCUCGUCAACGCUCCGUCGGCCGUGCCCCCAGCCGCCCUACCGCCCCGGCGCCCGCCGCUCCCCAGCAGCACCGGCCCGCGACGACCAUGGCCGCGCCCCCGCCGCAGCAGCAGAUGGCGCCGCCGGCGCAGCAGUCUGCCGGCCCGGGCCUGUUUGGCCAGAUGGCCAGUACCGCUGCCGGUGUCGCCAUCGGCUCCUCGGUCGGCCACGCCAUCGGCGGCCUCUUCUCCGGCGGCUCCUCCGAGCCUGCUCCCGCGCCCCAGCAGCAGGCUGCCGUGCAGACGCAGAACCAGCAGCAGCAGCAGCAGUGGGGCAGCAACAACUGCGCCGGCGCCGCCCAGCAGUUCACCAAGUGCCUCGACGACAACGGCGGCAACAUGCAGAUCUGCAACUGGUACCUCGACCAGCUCAAGGCGUGCCAGGCCGCCGCCAGCCAGUACUAGAGCGUCGUCGUCGUCGCGCCGAGUAUAUGGAAGCAGGGUGGGGGGCGAACACUGGGUCCGGUACUGAGCACGGUUACGUUUGAAGGACCUACGGGGAUGGCAGCAUGAGCGUGCAUAUCUUGGGAUGGGCAAUACGAACAGGCCCACGGACGAAUCGCCGCUUUUGGAUUUGUAUUAUACAUUGUAAAGAGGCAUUCCCGCUCUAAAGGGACUCGGCGUCAAAAUCUUCACACGUCUAAUCGUGCCUCGCUAUCCUCCUCGUCUGGGCGCGGCUCAA